AUGGUUGUGCGCUGGCGCGGAGUGGUUCAUUCAUUGGUUCCUCCCCUACGUCCUCUGACCUCCCGUGUCGUUCCCGCCAGUUUCCAGAUCUGGCUUUCUCUCGUGCCACUGCUCUCACCAGCUCGCCCACGCGUCCGCCCCUGCCCCUGCCUCUGCCUCGCCCCCGGCCUCUGGUGGCCGCUCUUGCCGCCGCGUUUCGCGGUUGGUGGCCUGCGGCGCAUUCGUCCGCACGUUCCUGAAGCACUUGCUGCCGGCUUGUGCCCGCUCGCCUUCUCCGUUCCGCGGCGCUUGCCGCCAGCACCGCAUCCUCCUCUUGUGCCUCGUCGUCUGCCUGCUCUAUCGCACGUCGUUCCACCUCAUCCUCCUCCCGUUGCUCGCCGUGCCGCUGUGAUGGCGGGGAAGCGUCCGCGGCGAGGUCGCGCGGCAGGGCGCUCUGCUGUUCCCAGCCCGCCAGAGGCCCCGGACGAGCUGGCGCCAGUCCUGCUCCGAGCCGCCGCUGCCCUGGUCGCGCGCGAGGGGGCCGGAGCCCCCUCUCGUCCACGUGAGCCGGUAUAUCAUUCGCCCCGUGGGCGCACCCACCCUCAUCUGCGGGCCCGUGGUGGUUCCUUCCGUCGUCGCCGACCGCCCCGGCCCCCACUUGCCCUGCAGCGGCAGAUCGUUGGUCCACAUCUCCCCGGGCCCCCUCCGGUGGUUCCGCAACAAUCUCCACCUCCGCCUCCUCUGCCCUCGUCAGCCUGGUCGUCCCAGCAGCAGUCGUCUGGUCCAACUGCCUCGUCCCCCGUGGCGGCCUCCCCUGCGUUAGCGUCGGCGCCGGAGCUGUCGGCUGGCGUCGCUGCGCCCCCUCUACCGCUGUCGCCGGCUCCCCCCGUGGUGUCGGCCCCGCUUCCUGCUCCGCCGCCCUCCUCCUCUCCUCCUCCCGGCGAGCCUCUGCAGCGGCAGCAUCCCCUGGUUCCGUCUGGGCCUGUUCCUGAGGCCCGCUUUCCUCCUCCUCGUGCCCGAUCUCCUGAGCUUCCCCCCGACGCUCCUGACCCCGAGGACGACGAGCGGUGGUGGAAUGGGGAGCUGUGGGAGUCCCCCCCCCAGCCUGCGACUCUGUGGGGCCGCGAGUGGGACAUCCACUGCGAUGUUGUGAAGGACAUCCUCCGCUGGGAGAAGCGGAUGGUGGCGGUUGGGGAGUGCAUGUCGCAUGUGGCGACCAUUCUCGAACAGUUGCACGCUGGCUUCGUGGCGCGGAACCUCGUUCUCCGUGAUCCUCAGCUGACGGAGCCCCAGCAGGGUGUUGUCCGGGAGGCGGCGGCGCAGGGUCUCUGGCGCCUCCUCCGCUUGCCCCUGGAGCCCGAGUUCCCCGAGCAGGACGAGGGUCCUGGCGCGCGGGCUUUCCGGCGGGUAGCCAAGGCUGCAGAGGAGUCUCCCCUCGAGCUCGUGCCUGCGCUCGCUGUUCUCUUGCGCUGGAUGCGGCGGCGGUUUUACGUGCUGAACCGCGUGUAG
Molecule: messenger RNA, 1488 nt
Organism: Closterium sp. Naga37s-1
Lineage: Eukaryota; Viridiplantae; Streptophyta; Zygnematophyceae; Desmidiales; Closteriaceae
Source: the annotation of a GenBank genome assembly